UGCUCAUCUUUGCUGGCAGUCCCGGUCGGUGGCCCCUGCCGGGUGCUGGCUUCGUGGCGCUGCAGGGCCGCGAUGUCCGGGCCUGGUGCUGCCUGCGUAGCUCUGGUCGGGGUAGGGGGCGUGGCUGGGAGGCCCUAGUGGCCAAGGAACCUCCCGUCGAGCCAGGUGACCCAGACUUGGGCUCGGAAGCGGCGACUGGGGCCGGGCCUCCGCGUGACCGGCCGUAGUCACGCUGUGCUUAAUCACAACUAGCCUGUGCUCCGGGCUGGCGCUCGCUUUUCCUGAGCUAGGCAACCCAGGGGUUUUCUCUUAUGGUGGCUUGCUCUGAAAUGCCAAAGCCACACGGUUAUUCAAAACCGAGUGACUCUUUAACGCUUGCCGUGGGAACAGGAAGAUUUUCGGGAUCGUUGCCCAGAGCAUGGAGAAUGAUGAACUUCCGCCAGCGGAUGGGGUGGAUUGGAGUGGGAUUGUAUCUGUUAGCAAGUGCAGCGGCGUUUUACUAUGUUUUUGAAAUCAAUGAGACUUACAACAGGCUGGCUUUGGAACACAUUCAGCAGCACCCUGAGGAGCCCCGGGAAGGAACCACAUGGACACACUCCUUGAAAGCUCGGUUGCUUUCCCUUCCUUUUUGGUUAUGGACAGUUAUUUUUCUGAUACCUUACUUACAGAUGUUUUUGUUCCUUUAUUCUUGUACAAGAGCCGAUCCCAAAACGGUGGGCUACUGUAUCAUCCCCAUAUGCCUGGCAGUUAUUUGCAAUCGCCACCAGGCAUUUGUCAAGGCUUCUAAUCAGAUCAGCAGACUACACCUAAUUGACACGUGAACUCUGUCACCGUUUUUCCUUAUGGUUACAAAACUGCCCGUACUGUAUGAAGUCAGAUCACAAGACUGCAGUUUCUCCGCAGAUCUCAGGAAGUUGUGGUGGGGGCAGAGACUUUUUAAAAAAUGUGACUAGGGGACUAUCUUUAUCUGAAUAAUAAUGACUUUUUACGUAAAGCCUGAGAUACAGUAAUACAGAAUCAUGUUGAUGACUUCAGGUUUUGGAAGUAAAAUCGUGUCUUGU
Molecule: messenger RNA, 1061 nt
Organism: Castor canadensis (American beaver)
Lineage: Eukaryota; Metazoa; Chordata; Mammalia; Rodentia; Castoridae
Gene: Lyset
Product: lysosomal enzyme trafficking factor
Source: RefSeq, a predicted model, not a curated record